GUAGCCGACAAGCCUCGCUCCAAAAGAACACUAGUUCACCGUUGAGAAAAAAUCCCCAUAAAGGAGAAAAAGUUUGAUCGUCAUGGCCAAAGAUCAGUCAAUCUCCGUGUCAGAAGCCGUACACAAGAUUCAACUCCACCUGCUCGACGGUAUCCAAGGCGAGAAACAACUGUUCUGCUCCGGUUCCUUAAUUUCCCGAAGCGACUACGAGGAUGUCGUAACCGAGAGGUCGAUUUCCAACACCUGCGGUUAUCCUCUCUGCCCAAACCCCUUACCUUCCGAACCCCUUCGAAGAGGCCGUUAUCGAAUCUCUUUGAAAGAACACAGAGUUUACGAUUUACAAGAAACCAGCAGGUUUUGCUCCUCCGAUUGCCUGAUCAAUAGUAGAGCUUUCUCUGGGAGUUUACAAGAAGAGAGGUGUUCCGCUUUGAAUCAUGCGAAACUUAAUGCGAUUUUGAAUUUGUUUGAUGACGUGGAUUUGGGCGAGAAGGUUUUGGGGAAGAAUGGGGAUUUAGGGUUUUCCAAUUUGAGGAUUAAAGAGAAUGAGGAAACAAAAGCCGGGGAAGUUUCAUCUGUGGGUCCUUCCAAUGCUAUUGAAGGCUAUGUCCCACAAAGAGAAUUGGUUUCUAAGCCUUCACCUUCAAAGAGCACCAAAAAUGGAGUGUUUGAUUCUAGUAGCUCCAAGAUUGGUAAUAGCAAAGGAGAUUCUGUUUUUAAUAAUGAGAUAGAAUUCACUAGUACUAUAAUUAUGAACAAUGAAUAUACCAUUUCUAAGAAUCCUGGCAGUCAUAGACAGGGUCAAAGAAUGAAGCCUAGCAGCACGAAUAAUGUUAUUAAUGGGAUGGACUUUACUAGUGAAAUAAUCAUGAAUGAUGAAUAUACUGUUUCCAAGACACCCCCAGGGUCAAGACAGGGUUGUUCAGGUUUAAAAUUGAAAGAAGUGGAACGAGGAGGAGUUUGUAAAUACUUUGAGGAAAAAUGUAUGAUAUCAGAAUCCUCGUCUCCUUUGAGGGAAAAAGAUUCUAGCAUUGUAGAACUGUCUUCGACUAGUUGUGUCUAUCAGAGUGAUUUGGGCAUAAUUGGUACUGAAGCAGAGAAGGAAACCUGUGCUGACAAGUCUGUGGCAUCAAGUGAGGUUGUGCUUAAGUCCUCCCUUAAAUCUGCCGGACGAAAGAAACUUAAUCGCUCAGUUACUUGGGCUGAUGAUAAAAAUGUUGGCAAUGCUCAGAAAGACAAUCUUUGUGAAGUUAAAGAAAUGGAUACUCAGAAAGGAGAUUCUGAAAUGUGUGGCAGAGCAGAAGAUGGUGAUGAUGAUAAAAUGUUACGAUUUGCAUCUGCGGAAGCUUGUGCUGUGGCAUUGAGCAAGGCGGCAGCAGCUGUGGCAUCUGGAGAUUCCGAUGCCAAUGAUGCUGUUUCUGAAGCUGGGCUUAUCAUAUUGCCAUUUCCUAUUGAGGCGGACAAGGAGGAGAGAGGGAGGAAUGUUGAUACACUUGAACCAGAAGCAGAAUCUGAACCAGAAGGCGGCCCUGUAAAGUGGCCAGCAAAACCUGGGAUUCCACGCUCUGAUUUUUUUGACCCAGAAGACUCUUGGUUUGAUGCUCCACCAGAGGGUUUCAGUUUAACCCUGUCAACUUUUGCAACGAUGUGGAACGCACUUUUUGAAUGGAUAACAUCGUCUUCUUUAGCUUAUAUAUAUGGGAGAGAUGAAACUUUCCAUGAAGAGUACCUCUCUGUUAAUGGGAGGGAGUAUCCGCAGAAGAUUGUCUUACGAGAUGGUCGUUCUUCUGAAAUUAAAGAAACUCUUGCUGGCUGUAUUUCUCGUGCUUUGCCUGCUAUUGUAACUGCUCUCAGACUGCCUAUACCUAUAUCUACUUUGGAGCAAGGAAUGGGGCGCCUGCUAGAAACAAUGUCAUUUGUGGAAGCACUUCCAGCAUUCAGAAUGAAACAGUGGCAAGUAAUUGUUCUUCUAUUUAUUGAUGCUCUUUCUGUAUGUAGAAUACCUGCCCUCACUCCGCACUUGACUAAUGGGAGGAUGCUUCUUCACAAGGUGCUGGAUGGUGCCCAGAUUAGUAUGGAAGAGUAUGAGGUUAUGAAAGAUCUCAUAAUACCACUUGGCCGAGCACCUGACUUCUCUGCUCAGAGUGGUGCUUGACGUUAGAUUGAAGUCAGUUCUUGGUUUUGCUUGGAGCGAUGGAACCUAACAAAUUUGGCUGAAUUGUGAAGCUUAAACGAGAACUUUCACUUGAGUUGGGUUGGAUACAAAGCCUCAUUACCAAUUCAGGCUGAUAUUUAAUCGAAUGUUGGCACGUGUGUGUUUGUUUGUUCGUUCAGGAUGUUGCGUAUAAUUCCACCUUGAUUGGAUUCAAUUUAGAGGAGACCCAUGAUUUACCACCUUGGUUUUUCAAGAUAAAUAGAUGCUGUUAUGGUAUUAGGAAGCAACAUAUAAAGGUUAUGUUCUGUAAGAGGUUU
Molecule: messenger RNA, 2469 nt
Organism: Hibiscus syriacus
Lineage: Eukaryota; Viridiplantae; Streptophyta; Magnoliopsida; Malvales; Malvaceae
Product: putative RNA polymerase II subunit B1 CTD phosphatase RPAP2 homolog
Exons: 7
Coding region: 83-2152 (689 amino acids)
Cellular component (GO): nucleus; cytoplasm
Molecular function (GO): RNA polymerase core enzyme binding; RNA polymerase II CTD heptapeptide repeat phosphatase activity
Source: RefSeq, a predicted model, not a curated record